AUGAAAGGCCCCGAGUUUAGCCCGGAAAAGAAAAGAAGGGUUAAGAUACCAGUGAAGAGGCUUCGUGAGGUAGUGUCUCCAAAUCAGGGAGAUAAUUUGGCUUUGCUGAAGGAUGAGUUGUCCGGUGUUCCUCCAACGUUGUCUGCAAACAAACAUCUUCCUUUUAGAACGGGGACUAGCUUGAAUGGAACGUUACAUGGUGCAUCAGACUUAACUUCUGCUAGAAAUGAUCACAAGCCUCCAUUGGAAAAUCCCCCUGUGUCAGAAAGUGGUUUUUCUAAAGAUGUUGCAGUUCAAAGGUUGCCUUUGGAUAAAGCAGAAGAGAACAAUAGACAAAAAGCAAAUGACAUCUUUAUUUCUCAGUAUGCCACGGGACAGAGAGAUGCUCUAAGAGCGGUUUUAAAACAAAAAGCUCAAAGCAUGCCCGUCUAUAAGGAAGUAAAGGUGCAGCUUUUCGAGGAUGCAGGCACUGAAAAGGACGCGGUUGCUCAGGAGGCUAGAACUUCACCCAGUGGCAUUGAUUCAGCUACAACUGUGGCUGCAGCAACUGCCGCCGCCAUUGCAACGGCUGCUCCACUGAUAAAAGUGCAGAGUGAUUUGGAAGCAAAGGUCAAUUCUGUUACAGAAUUACUCAAUAAGUUACAGGAGACUGAUAAACAGUUACAACGUGUUACAGAGCAGCAAACAAGCAUUCAGAAUAAACAUGAGACACUACAUUGUCAUGCUCAUGAAAAGCAAAUGAAUGUGUUUAUGGAGCAGCACAUUAGGCAUCUUGAAAAACUACAACAACAACAAAUAGAUAUUCAGACUCAUUUCAUUAGUGCUGCACUCAAGACUAGUUUUCAGCCUGUUACUGUGCCUCCUCCUAGAGCAGUGGAAAACUGUUCUGUGAAACCAGACCAUCCUAAUCUUGGUAGCAGUAAUCUACCUUCACGUAAUGCAUUUGGUUCUAAACAAGUGUCUUCAAGAGAAGUUGAAGAUACAGGUUUUGAUAAACAGAAAUCUCCUUUGGAGACGCCAGCACCUCGAAAGUUUGCUCCUAUACCUGUUUCAAAGGAUGAUAAAAUAUCAAAAAGGGAAAAUCCUGUGGAAGAAAAAGAAAAUAUGGAGAUAGCAGGUCAUACAGGAACUAUAAGACUAUUGGAACAAAUUUUGAAUAAUCAAGAUACUUUUACAAGAAUAAGUGAAUCUUCAGACAAAACCUCACUAACUAGGUCUAAAGUAGGAUGGAAUCCUGAGAAGAAAGACAGCACUGAUGCUCUAUUCUCUCUAAGAUUUCCUUCCUGUGAAGAACUAGGAACAGCUAAAGUGACUGUGCAGAAGUCCGAUAAUGUUCUUCAUGAUCUUGGCCAAAAGAGGAGAGAAACAAAUGGCAUAUUCCAGACCAACGAAUCUCUGAUUAUGUCAAAGCUUGGUGAUCUUCCACAGAAUUCCAUUAAGCUUCAGACAACCAGUACGAAAUCCAUAUUGAAAGAAGCUGAGAAGAUUUUGAGAGGAGUACAAAACAAUAAAAAACUACUUGAAGAAAACCUGGAAGCUAUUGUCCGUGCAAAAGAUGGAACUUCCAUGUAUUCAUUUAUCAACGCUCUAUCUAGCGACAGAGAGAUGUCAGAGAAGAUUCGGAUCAAAAAGACAGUGGAUGAGUGGAUUAAAACUAUUUCUGCAGAAAUUCAGGAUGAACUGGCAAAAAAAGACUAUGAACAAAAGAUUUUUGAUCAGAAGAAUCAAUGGACCAAGAAAGCUCAGAAUGUGAGUAAAGAUAUUAAAACCAAUAAGCAAAGCAAAACAAUAAAUAAUUCUGUAAUUCCAAGAAAACAUUGUCAAAAACAAAAAGAGGAGCACUUUAGAAAUCCACCUAUGAGGAGCACGCCUGCUUCAAGUUUACAGAAAGAGAGAAAAGAGGGUUUUUUGAAAACAACCACAGCGAUGCAAAAUGAAGAUUAUAUGUUACAAAUUUAUGGAAAACCAGUUUAUCAGUGCCAUCGCAGCACUCUUAAAAAAGGACCAUAUCUCAGAUUUAAUUCUCCAUCUCCCAAGUCCAAACCACAGAGACCAAAAGUAAUAGAACGAGUUAAAGGCACUAAAGUAAAGUCAAUAAGAACACAAACUGACUUUUAUGCAACGAAACCCAAGAAGAUAGAAUCUAAACUGCAACAUUCCGUUGCUACGCUGCCUCCUGGUGAUCAGCAGUAUUUGUUCAGCCCAAGCAGAGAAAUGCCUGCUGUUUCAGGCACACUGGAAGGUCAUCUAAUUCCUAUGGCAGUUCUUUUAGGACAAACCCAAAGUAAUAGUGAUUCCAUGCCACCUGCUGGAGUAAUUGUAAACAAGCCGCACCCUGUAACAGUGACUACUUCUAUUCCUCCAUCAACUCGAAAAACAGGAACUGGAAUAAAGAAACCAAACAUAGCAGUUGUAGAAAUGAAGUCAGAAAAAAAGGAUCCUCCUCAGCUUACUGUACAGGUAUUACCCAAUGUAGAUAUUGACAGCAUUUCAAAUGGCAGCAUUGAUGUCAGUCCAUCUCUUACUAGUCCCAGUCAAGCAUCUCCUCCUCCUCUGAACACCUGGAUUCGGACUCCAGAAUUAAUGAAGGUGGAUGAAGAAGAGAUGAAGUUUCCAGGAACUGACUUUGAUGAAGUAAUUGAUGUUAUACAGGAAGAGGAAAAAUGUGAUGAAAUUCCAGAAUAUUCUGAACCAAUUUUGGAGUUUAAUAGAAGUGUUAAAGUUGCUUCUACAAAAUAUAAUGGUCCUCCGUUUCCACCAGUUGCUUCUGCUUUACAGCCCACUGCUGAUAUUCUGGAUCAAGUAAUUCAGAGAAAAGAAACAUUGGAAAAUAGUUUAAUUCAGUGGGUAGAACAAGAAAUAAUGUCAAGAAUGAUCUCUGGGCUCAUUCCAAACCAACAACAAGCUAUAGCUAAUGACAGUGUUUCAGCCAGUGAGGCAAGCGAACCAUCGACUUCUGACGUCGUGGAAGGAACAAGCAGUGGUGUCCUCCAGCUUUUUGUUGAUGCUGGGGUUCCUGUGAAUUCAGACAUGAUUAGUCAUUUUGUGAAUGAAGCUCUUGCCGAGACCAUUGAUGUCAUGCUGGGUGACAGAGAAGCAAAGAAGCAAGAUCCUGUUGCUACAAGUGUUUCUGGGGAUGUUUCAACAAGUAAAACAUACUUGCAGGCAAGAGUAUGUACCCCAGUGGCUACCCCACAGCCAACUCCUCCUCACUCACCUUCACCUCCUAAGGAGUAUGUGUUGCUGAAAACUCCAGAUUCUUCUCCCUGUGAUUCAGAUCAUGAUACAGCUUUUCCUGUGAAGGAAAUAAUUGCUGAAAAAGGAAAUGACAUGCCUACUGUCACACUUGUUAACACUCCGGCGGUUACCCCUGCUACGACACCCCUGCCUGCAGCUGCUCUUACCCCAACCUUGUCAGAAAUGUCCGUUGAUAAAGUGGAGCUGUCAAGCCCAGAGCUUCCCAAGCCAUGGGGUGAUGGAGACCUGCCACUGGAAGAGGAGAAUCCCAGCUCUCUUCAAGAAGAACUUCCCCCGAGAGCUAUUGUAAUGUCUGUGGCCAAAGAUGAGGAACCUGAGAGUAUGGAUUUCCCCACCGAACCUGUUCCUCCAAAGCCAGUUCCCUUGAUACCUCUUCCUGCUAGUACCAAGGCCCCGUCCCCCAUGCUGACGCCAAGUUCUGAUUCCUCGACAAUGGAGAGCACCUUGAGCAUUACUGUCACUGAAACUGAAAGACCCAUCUCUGAAGGAGAGAUUUUAUUUGGCUGUGGUCAAAAAGCGGCUCCCAAGAUUUUAGGAGACGGAGGACUGUAUCUGACAAACCUAAGUGAUAGCUUAUCCAGUACGCUGCGCGACGCCCAUGAUAUGGAAGAGGAUCCUCCCAGUGAAGGACAAGUGAUUAGAAUGCCCCAUAAAAAAUUUCCUGGAGAUGCCCUUUUUUCUCUUCUUGCUAAACAAAACCAGGAAUCAGUGGUUUCACAGCAAGCCGCCUAUCAUUCAGAGGACUUGGAAAGCAGUUUGGGUGAGGGACAAAGACCCAGACUGAUAGCAGCAGUUGAGAACUUAAUGGGACAUCCUGUCUACAAGCAACAGCCUGUUGCUGAUGCAGAGUCUUUGGAUAAGAAAUGUGCUCUUAAGCCUUUAUCUCAGCAAUUUGACACAGUUACAGGUGAUGGUUUUGAAGAUUCAUGUGUUAGUCACGGUCCAAUGAGUUUGAAAGAAUUGGGAUUGCAACCAGAUUCUCAUCUUGCUCUUCCCACAACACUUCUGACAGCACAAGAAAAUGAUGUUAAAUUGUCAGUAGCAGCUGGAGAUUUUUCUCAGUACCAGCAAAAGCAAUACCAAGAUGUUAAGCAAGUUGAACACAAGCCAGCACAAACUCAUAUAAUACGUGUAAGAAAUAAAGCUGAUAUUUCACUUGCAGAGCAACAAGCUUCACCAGGUGAUACGGAUCGGACACAAAUUGAGCCCAGCCUGUACCUUGCAUCUGUGUUUACAGGCAGUAAAGCACCAGUGCCCCUCUUCACUUCUCAGAUGUCACCCACCAGGAUGUCCGUGACGCUGCCCUCAGUGAACCCGGAGGACUGCGCUCCGUCUCUGAGCGGCAGCAGCGCCCAGGGGGACGCAGAGUCCUCGGGCACAGACACCUUCUGAGGGGGUUGAGAGCCACUGCGAGAUCUGUGCCACUGGUUCUGAGGUCGUUCUUCUCUGGCAUAAAACUCCCUCUCAGACUAUUUUGGUCUUUGAGUAUAUUCUGGAAAAUUAUUUCCAAAUUUUAUUAAA
Messenger RNA from Molossus molossus (Pallas's mastiff bat), 4779 nucleotides. RefSeq names its product KIAA0586 ortholog. Bases 1 to 4650 code for a protein of 1549 amino acids. The record is from RefSeq and is a predicted model, not a curated record. NCBI's taxonomy places the organism in Eukaryota, Metazoa, Chordata, Mammalia, Chiroptera, Molossidae. The transcript is spliced from 31 exons. Gene Ontology annotation, biological process: smoothened signaling pathway. Gene Ontology annotation, cellular component: ciliary basal body; centriole.